Anoplopoma fimbria (sablefish) is the source of this 546-nucleotide messenger RNA. RefSeq names its product nephrocystin-1-like. Lineage: Eukaryota; Metazoa; Chordata; Actinopteri; Perciformes; Anoplopomatidae. Gene Ontology annotation, cellular component: cytoplasm; cilium. The annotation marks the transcript as partial. Gene Ontology annotation, biological process: protein localization involved in establishment of planar polarity. The record is from RefSeq and is a predicted model, not a curated record. Gene Ontology annotation, molecular function: protein binding. The transcript has 6 exons.
GUGGACCACGUCACACAGCAGGUGGACAGGCUGCAGAAGGACGUGCAGAGUCAGGAUGCAUCCUGUGAGGAGGCCUGUCGGAGAUGUCAAGAACUGCAGAUGUGUGCAGAGAAGACACAAAGGACACUGAUGAAACUGACCAAGGCGGAUGAGCUGGCUCCGGUGGGGAACUACGACCAGAGGAAGCAGGAAGAGGAGACACGACUGCAGAACAUCCUGGAGCGUUUGAACACCCUCUAUCUGGAGCUUUCACCACCAGGACCCAGCUCUGCUGCCGGAGAUGUUUCAAAGGAAGAUAACGAGGAGGACGAUGAAGACGAAGACAGCAGCGACGACAGUGAUGCUGAAGGCGAUGAAGAAGAUGAGAAACAAACUGUGAAGCCUGACAUCUACACAGCGCUCAGUGACUUCAGAGGAGAACAGGAAGGAGAUCUGUCGGUUCAGAGAGGGGAGGUGUUGAGGAUCAUCAGGAGGACAGCAGAUGGAUGGUGGCUCGCUCAGGACGCAAAAGGCAACAGAGGAGUGGUUCCAAAAACCUACCUGAAG